Podarcis lilfordi (Lilford's wall lizard) is the source of this 37305-nucleotide messenger RNA. Lineage: Eukaryota; Metazoa; Chordata; Lepidosauria; Squamata; Lacertidae. The record is from the annotation of a GenBank genome assembly.
AAGUGAGGUGUGUCCACUUUAAGAUGAGCCAAAAGUAAGGUGAGGCAAUAGGAGGAGGAAAAGGACAAGAGAGAAGGAGACAGAAGCUCAAGGUAUUGUAGAACUUGGCAUCAUUCAAGGGGCCAGGAUUAUCCUAAAGAUACCAUAGCAGGGUUGAAUUUAUCAGUUGCUAGUUGGGAAGAAAUAGGCAUUCUAACAAUAGAACCCAUCCUAUGGAACAUUUGUAGCAAAAUUUUAUAAAGCCACUAUGCAGUAUUGAUGUUUUCCAAUUAUAAAAGCUCUGGAUGUAUGGCUCUUCUCCCCUAAUAGCUUUGCUAUUAGUAUCUUGCAAGAUAAAAAUACAUCUUUCUCAGCUAUUAUUUUGAAAGGAGCACUUAUGAAUCACGAAAUGACUGUGUUGUUGUUUGUGAGGUGCACUUUGCUUUCAAUCUGCAACAGGAGUUGCGAGUGACUCAGGAGCUGUGGAAGGGCAGGGCAAGCAGGACAUAAGUAAGGGAAAGAAGAAUGCUGGCUUGGGAAACCCUGCAGCAUAUAAAAUCAUAGAAUUGUCGAGUGGGAAGGGAUCCCGAGGAUCAUCUAGUCCAACCCCCUGCAAUUUCUUUGGGUUGUAUCCAAUGUAGUGCUAAGUUUAAAAAGAUUGACAAUGAACUUGUUUCACUCGCUCAGGAAUAAGGAACCUGCGGCCCUCCAUGAGUUUUGUGGACUACAGCUCCCACUGUUUUUUAUCAUUGCCCAAGCUAGCAGGGGCUGCUGGGAACUGGAGUCCAAUGGCAUCUGGUGGGCCACAGGUUCCCCAUCCUUGCAGAUUGUCCUGUUCAAGUGUCUCCUCUUGUGCAAGGGGUUCUGCAGUUGGACAGCUUGUAUUCAUAUGUACAAUUUGUACAGAAAAGAAAAGGAAAUUCUACCACAUUUCCACCAACCCAAGCUCUUGUGUAACCAUUGCAUUUAUUUUCCCAGAACUUGGUUGCUGCUUUAUUUCUAUAGGUUAGUUUAUUUUACCUUAUUUUAGCUCUGCUUGAGUUAUCAGCUGUGUUUUAUUCUGUAUAAUGCUUUCAGUACUGAUGCAGUUUAAUACUGACGCCAUUGACCGCCACCUUGAAGCUGAGGUAGUAGAUAGUAUAUAAAUAUUUUAAUGAAUGAAGAAAUAAAAUGAAAUAAAAAUGAAUGGUUUUACCCACGGUCUUGUUGUAGACUGCUAGCACAGUCUGAACUCUGUUGACAACAUUGCUACAAUUAUUACGGAACAAUAAGAAUGUCACCAAAAUGGCAAUACAGUACAUUGUUUCUGGCCAUUAAAUAUCUGAGAGUUAUUAAUAUCUUGUCCCACGUGCCCCAGAUCUCCUUUCUGGUUGAAGUGGGGCACCUGUUGAAGAAGAAGAAGAAGAAGAAGAAGAAGAAGAAGAAGAAGAAGAAGAAGAAGAAGAAGAAGAAGAAGAAGAAGGAGAAUUAUUUAUUAUUUAUAGCCCGCCCAUCUGGCUGAGUUUCCCCAGCCACUCUGGGCGGCUUCCAAUCAAGUGUUAAAAACAAUACAGCAUUAAAUAUUAAAAACUUCCCUGAACAGGGCUGCCUUCAGAUGUCUUUUAAAGAGAAGAUAGCUGCUUAUUUCCUUCACAUCUGAAGGGAGGGCGUUCCACAGGGCAGGCACCACUACCUAAAAGGCCCUCUGUCUGGUUCCCUGUAACCUCACUUCUUGCAAUGAGGAAACCACCAGAAGGCCCUCAGCGCUGGAUCUCAGUGUCUGGGCUGAAUGAUGGGGGUGGAGACGCUCCUUCAGGUAUACAGGACCGAUGCCGUUUAGGGCUUUAAAGGUCAGCACCAACACUUUGAAUUGUGCUCGGAAACGUACUGGGAGCCAAUGCAGAUCUCUCAGGACCAGGGUUAUGUGGUCCUGGUGGCCACUCCCUGUCACCAGUCUAGCUGCCGCAUUCUGGAUUAAUUGCAGUUUCCGGGUCACCUUCAAAGGUAGCCCCAUGUAGAGCGCAUUGCCAUAGUCCAAGCAGGAGAUAACUAAAGCAUGCACCAUAAGAUAACUAGAGCAUGCACCACUCUGGCAAGACAGUCCGCAGGCAGGUAGGGUCUCAGCCUGCAUACCAGGUGGAGCUGGUAGACAGCCAGGUGGAGCUGGCAGAAUUGCAUUUUCCAUGGCACCCAAUUUUCCCAGAUGCACCACACAUGGAUGGGAGUGCUUUACCAGCUCACAAAUCCUGUAGCUGUCAUCUUGUGAAUAGGUACCUACCUGGCCCACUUCCCAGUACUUACGGAGAGUGAUGGCAUGGCCAGGAGGGUGCGAUUGCCAGCGCCACAUGCUUCUGGGAGACUUUGUAAGCAAGCAGUCCCUUGAACGUGCAAUGCAUGCCAGAAGACUAGAAACACUAGGAAAUCAUCGUUCUUAUGGUACCCAGCUUCUACUUACAUGUAGUGAUAUUCAAGAGUUCAGUGAAACAGAAGCCUUUGUGUCUUGAAUGGAGAUGGGCAAGCCACCCCUUCCUUCAGCCUCUGAUGCGAUUUGGAGGAAAGGGGAGCAGAAAGGCCUCAUUCAUUGAGCAAAGACUGAGCUGGGUUCUGAGGUUUUCAGUCUGUGAUGUGUAGGGACGUCAUUUAUCCCCACCACCACCAUAUAUAUAUAUAUGCACAUGCAUAUAUGUAAAUUUAAGGAAAUAAACACAGUGGAACCCUGAUUUCUGAACGGCUUAGUUGCCAAACAAAAUGGCUCCCAAAUGCUGCAAACCUGAAAGUAAGUGUUCUGGUUUGUGAACUUUUUUUGGAAGCUGAACAUCCGACACGGCUUCUGCUUGAGUACAGGAAGAUCCUGCAGCCAAUCGGAAGCCGUGCCUUGGUUUUCGAAGUUUCGGGAGUCGGAGCGACUCCCAGAAUGGAUUAAGUUCGAAAACCAAGGUACCACUGUAAUACUAUAAGUUAAAUAAAAAUGCAAUGUAUCUCACCAUAAUGAGGAAGACUGUGACCUCAUGUAUGUGCCAUUCAGCUGCUAACUGAAGAUGGGUUACUUUAAGGCCCCUGUUCUCAUUUCUUAGGGGUCUUUAUCUUUCAACCAGUGUUGAUCCUCUAUUAGAAGGUUCUUCGGUUCGUGUUCUGCAAAGUAGAACACCUGGCUACUUUAAUGUCAUUUCCUCACAUUAGCAAUACCUAAUGAUACCAACUGCUGCUGUUGGCUUUGUGCACAGCAUACAUUUUAUGCACAGCAUACAUGCCCCCCCCCCCAAGAAUCCUGGGAAUGGUAGUUCAAGAAUGCUGAUAAUUGUAGCACUACGAGGGAUAAGCUACAGUUUCCAGGAUUUUUGGGGUUGGUGCUUUAAAUGUAUGGUAGGUAUGCAGUCAUUGUUUGUUUUCAGAUUAGGAUACAGACUCCAUUGGGUCUGGUCUGGAGCUAUGUAUCCUUUGAUUUUUCCUGAUUCUCUCCCCCCCCCCCCAUUGCUAAAGCAGUAUGGAUAUAGGUCUGUAUCCUUUUGCCAUAUAUUCACAUUGUGUGAUCUUCAAGACCUGAGUGUCCUAAAUCUUACCUGUAGACAGAUGUUUGUAGACGUGCUUCUUGAAAGACCUGUAUGAUGCUGGAGUUACUAUUUAACACAAUAGUAUUUCAGAGCUUAGCUAUGCUCAAGGUGCAUCACGUAGAUAAGAUUUUACAGUUUGCUAAUGGUUCUUGCAGAAAUCAUUGUAGUGAAAAAGCAAAGGUUGCCUAUAAGUCACACAGUGGUUCAAAUAAUAUUUCUGGAAAGGCAUCAUAAAACUAUUUCCCUAAAACCUCCCUUUCAGCUGCUUAAAGAAAUGAGAUGGCGACUCAUUCACGACAUUACGUUAAUGUUUAAAUAGGUUGUUCAGCAAAAAAAAACAUGGUUUGGGCUCCUUGUUCAAGAAAAUGCUGCUUCAUUAUUUGAUGGUGGCUUCCAUUCCUGCAAGCUCACCUAUGCAAUCUUAAUAAGUAACCUAAAAGCUGACUUGUGUGAUUUAGUAACAAUGUGGGAAAUUUGUGUCUAAAUUGCUGAUCUUUGCUUCCUUUUCCUGUUCUUGGGAUGGAACCCUUUGGUUUUAUUCUAUCGAAAUCUAUUCAGAACCUUAUUUCUGCUGCAGUGUUUUGGGGAAAAAUCUGUUGGACGUUUGCUUGCCAGUGGUGGAUUGAACCAAAGCUGUCAGAGACAAAAAGAUGCUGGACUAACUAAUUUCAAAAAAAUGACAUUCCUGAUUCAGUUGUCACCAUGUCUAUGCCAGAUCAGAAUUCCUAAUCCCAUGCAGGUCUGUCAGAAGUAAGCCCUGUAAUAGGAAUGCAGAACAGUUAGUACAGCAGACCAAUACAGCUCCUGAACUAGAAAUCUAGGGAAAGUACUUCCUUUCUGAUUUUACUGUGUUAUACACACAAAUGGCAGAAGUCUACCAAUUUAUUCUCAGACAGCAAGAGAAAAAUUUAUCCCUGCCCCGCAAGUUGGACAAUAUUGCCCCUUUCAAUUGUCCUGAAAAUGCAUAGAAAGAUGAGGGAACACUUUUUGAAAAUAAGGAGGAAGCAAAAAGAAAAGGAGGAGGGAACUAUGAGAGAAUGGAAGAUUGAGCAACAUGAGGAGGUGCCCAGGAGGUCAUGUCAAAGCUAUAUGAAAUCCUCAGGUUGCCCACCUGCCAGCAUCUCUGUUGCUGUUAUCUGGCUACAUAUUAAGACCUCCACAAGGAGAGAAUCCUGUGACUGUGAGUAGGACUGCCAGUGGGAAUUUAUUUAUUAUAAAGGUAGGAAGCAUCCCCUUAGAUGCUUUUUCUUUUUCAUUUUAACCGGUGCUAGGCUGCAGAAACACUCCAUUAACAGGAUGUGCUUUCUCCUAUUCUACCUUGCUCAGCUGGUACACUUUCUUCUCUUCCACAAUUGUCCUUGUUCAUUUUUUUGUGGCGCUACCAGUGUUUGUUUAAUGAAGAAAUGUGUUGCUAUUGUGAAAGGUUAACUGGAAGUCCUUUACAAGUGUGACGUGCAAACAAUCAUCGCCAACCUACUUCAAGGUGCAGAGUGCAUAUACUCUGUUCACAGAGAACAUGAAAGCAGAGGGGAAACGUAGAUGGCCCCAAUGAAGAAAAAUAAUCCAGACUGAAUGUUAGAGCAGAUUUUAUUUUUUACCACUUUACCCACAAGAUGGUGCUGUGCUACCCAUGAAUGCAUAGAUACCAUUGUCUUUACGGUUCCUAAAUUGCCAUUUGAGAAACUAUUUUAUUAGGAUUGGUGAAACAGUGUUAUAGCUAGCGCCUGUGACCAUUUACUGAAAAUUAAAUCCCACUGAGUUCAGUAAGCAUAACAUCUCUAAGUUCUGUUUCUGUGCGUGACGGAAGGCUGGCUAGCUAGCUGGGAGGGUUGUCAUCACCUCCACCCCACUUGAAGGAGAAACGACUCACCCUGUGUCUGUAAGAACCAAGGAAGCCAUCUAAAUUGCGGCAUAAAAUGGCUCCCCAUCUGAAAAUGGGAGAAUCUAUGCUAAAGAGGAAGCUCUGACAACCAGACUUUGGGGACAGGGCUAGCAUUAUAUGUGGCAAGCCUUGUUUUGGUUUCACAAUCUUCCGUAGUUCUGUGUACCAGUCAAGCCCGCAUAACAGCUGUUUCCAUAACAAUUAUCAAUAAAGUAAUUAUGGUGCAAUUCAACCCUCUGACACACAGAGCUAAACUACAUUCCCCCUCCUGCCCUGACUCACGAGCUGUGGUACAGCCACGUCAGCAAAUGUGCUUUGCAACGAGAUGCUGCAGCUGUCAGUAUUUAAAUGCCAAGGAAGGGGGCUGGAGAAAGCUUGCUGUUUCUAAGAAGAUGCAUCCAAUGUCAGAGUGUCAUGGAAGAGAGAUAGCUUGUCUAAUGGAGACCACUGCUUUGGGCAAUAUUAGAGAUAACCAGAUCUGGAAUCAGUCCCCACCACCACCACCUUCAAAUAACUUGGGUUAUUCCAUUGCCCAAUAUUGAUCCUGCUUUAUCCUCUUCUACUUACCGUAUUUUUCGCUCCAUAGGACGCACUUUUUCCCCUCCAAAAAUGAAGGGGAAAUGUGUGUGCGUCCUAUGGAGCGAAUGCAGGCUUUCGCUGAAGCCUGGAGAGCGAGAGGCGUCGGUGCGCACCGACACCUCUCGCUCUUCAGGCUCCAGGAAGCUAUCUGCAAGCCUUGCGCACCCGGGGGGAGUUCCCCUGGGCACUCAAGGCUUGCGGGCAGCAGCCUGCAGCGCGGCGCACGGGGCGCCCUCCGGCGGAUGCCCCGUGCGUCGCGCAGGGGCCCGCCCGCCGUGCGCGCCCAGGGGGCGAUCGCCCCUGGGCGCGCCCGGCUUGCGGGCGGCAGCCUGCAGCGCGGAGCACAGGGCGCCCUCGGAGGACGCCCCGUGCUUCGCGCAGGUGUCGGCAAGCCUUGCGCACCCGGGGUAUCUCCCCCCGGGAGCGCAAGGCUUGCGGGCGGCAGCCUGCAGCGCGGAGCACGGGGCGCCCUCCAGAGGACGCCCCGUGCUUCGCGCAGGUGUCGGCAAGCCUUGCGCGCCCGGGGGAUCUGCCCCGGGAACGCAAGGCUUGCGGGCAGCAGCCUGCAGCGCGGAGCACGGGGCGCCCUCCGGAGGACGCCCCGUGCUUCGUGCAGGUGUCCGCAAGCCUUGCGCACCCGGGAUCUCCCGGGAGCGCAAGGCUUGCGGGCGGCAGUCUGCAGCGCGGAGCACGGGGCGCCCUCGGAGGACGUCCCGUGCUCCGCGCAGGUGUCGGCAAGCCUUGCGCGCCCGGGGGAUCUCCCCCCGGGAGCUCAAGGCUUGCGGGCGGCAGCCUGCAGCGCGGAGCACGGGGCGCCCUCUGGAGGACGCCCCGUGCUUCGCGCAGGUGUCUGCAGCCUGCCGCCCGGCGCGUGAGGCGCCCUGAAGCAGAGCGCCCCUCACGCCGGGCAGACAUGGCCAGCCCCACAAGCUCGGGGGACAACGGGGAGGCGCAGCGCCGCCAUCCCACUUUUCCCCGACCUGGUUUUGGGGGGGGAAAUAAAGGAAAAAAAUUUUUCCUUUAUUUCCCCCCCAAAAAAGUAGGUGCGUCCUAUGGGACGGAGCGUCCUAUGGAACGAAAAAUACGGUACCUAUUUAAAAGAUGUUAGUACUGAACUUGAAUCUAACUCUAGAGCAGCAGCCCUGAGCCCAAGAGCUACAGCCAGAAGUGGCUCACUCUGUGAGGCAGAGCUGCAAAGCUAGCUUCCCAGCCUCUGCCACCCACCAGGAGAGAGGAAAGAUGGCUGAGAGGCCAGGGUAUGUGGGCAUACCAGCAGAGACAAUCUGGUGCUCCCACCAAAACACCCUCACUGCUCUGAUCUCCUUGCCUCCUUCAUUGGAGGUUUUUAACCAGAGGUUGGUCAUCUGUCAUGGAUGCUUUAGUGGAGAUUCCUGCAAGAAAUUGGACUAGAUGACUCUCAGGGUCCUUUCCAACCCAACUCCCAGGAAGCAGCAGCAACAAACUUGCCAGAAAGCACCAACAAAUGAUCCACUUCUGGGUAUAGCAAAUCUCUACUACAAGACUUUUCUUCUCCUAAUCUCUGUUUGUGCCUUAACUGGAGGGAUCAGCCAGGAGGGGAGUGUAGAAAUUCUGCCUUUAUUUCUAAUAUGUUCUUCUCUUCAAAACGUUAAGCUAGAGAUUGCUACCAGGUUACCUGUUUAUACUGUAAAUCACUUCAAGAUGGCUUAUGGGAAGCCAUUCAGAAGCCCAUGGGGCCAAGCAAAAGUCACACAAUGUUCUGCCACUGAGAGGUCAAGAAGAAUCAACAGGGUUGCACGCCCCCUGUUGAUCAACAAAGGGGGGUCCUCUCUAUCAACAAAGGUCAUUCAUUUAUCAGGAGCCUGAACUGAAAUGGGGUUAGAAACUUGGUCUCAUCCACACAAUUAAUGACAUAUCAAGCCAGGUUAUGCAGGCUUGGUUUAUGGAUUCAUGUUAUGCACCUGCUACGGCUGAAAUUUUUGAAUUGGCCACAACUCUCUCUAAAAAUUCCAGCACACAAUGCAUAUGUGUGAGAAACAGCUGUGACGAAAAAGUUGUUCAGCUGGUUCAAACAUUACAGCUGAACAGCACAGAUCCAUACAGUGUACCAAAGCUGCAACGUGCGAAAUGUCUAUUUUGAUGGACCUGCCUGCUUCUUCAUCAACAUUCUCACUUUCUCAACCCGGUUAAUUAUUAUUAAAAGGGAGUAAUGAAGAGAAACGUGUGCCGAAGUCCAUUGUGAGAUAAAGAGGCAACAGGCGACACCUUUUGGGGCAGUCAUGAGCCAAACACCAGCCACUACUGAGCCACCCACUGCCAGGCCUGAAGAGAAGAAACUUGCCUUUGAAGUGCCAGACAUCAUUGUUGUCGUCCUUUAUUUCGCCUUUGUCCUUGCUGUUGGAAUAUGGGUAAGUCAGCUGUUCUGCAAUGACUAGAGGUGCUAGAUGUCUCUUGUUUUUAACAAAAGCCUCUUCACUGAACAACAUAGCACUGUAGUGAUGCUCCUAUUUAACAACAUCUCUUUUCCUUUUGGCUGCAUAGAACAGAGCCAGGUUUCCUCCCUUUUCCCCCCAUCUAAGGUCCUAGGUGGGCAUAAAUCUGUGUGCAGCUGUGCUUUUCAGAGCUGCAAAGCCAUUAUUUUCCCCCUCUUCAUUUCAGUCUUCUCUUCGAGCCAGUCGGGGAACAGUUGGAGGCUAUUUCUUGGCUGGAAGAUCCAUGACAUGGUGGCCGGUAAGUAUGUAAUAACCCACAGCUUGAGAACAGCCUUUGCCAGAUGUUGCAGAUGACUGCAGCUCCCAUUAGUCCCAGGCAGUGUAAUGGUGGGAGCUGAUGGGCGCUGAGUCCAAGAACAUCUGGGGGUGCCGAGUUGGUUGCAUUACUCUUGAUCAGAGGUGGCCAGCCUUCCAGAUGUUGCUGGAGUAAAACUCCCAUCACCAAAUCACCAUUGGGCUUGUUGUCUGAGCUGAUGGGAGCUGGAAUCCAGUGCUUUUCUUUCAGGGGGUAUUCAAGGGUACGCAGUUCUGGCACCUUUUUCCCCUAGAAGAAAAGUACUGCUGGAAUCCAUCAGCAUAUUGAGGGCACCAUGUAGGCUAUCUCUGUUUGAAAAGCAGUAUUCCUUACAGUGUGGUUUAAGCAAUUGACAUAUAUGCAGAUGUCAAGGGAUAGUUGAAGGCUGAGAAAGAGGGAAGAUGAAACUGGGAUGAUCCUUGCUGUGGUGAAAAACAAAUGAAAGAACGCUGCACUAGCUGUAGGAGGAAAGUGGUGAGGGUGGGGGUGAUAAGAAAGGAAGAAUGUGGCAUAUCUUUCCUGCUGUAACAAAUAUGUAGCUAGGAAGGUUGUGCCAACUGCUGCACUCUCAGCAUCACAAAUCAUAGCCUUGUUGCACGGUUGCAAAGCAAUUAGUACAGCAAGCACUGAAGGAAAUACAUAUUGAAGAUUUAAAACUUUAGGGCAGUUUUUAAAAUACAUAGUAUGCAGGAGUGUGUGUUUGUGAGUGAAUAUGGAUGUGAAUAUGGCAAUUGACGCCAAAACACUGUUUCAAGGGAAGUCCUAGUGGACACACUGAAACUCAAUUCAUGCACAGGAUUGCACUGUUAAAUUCUCAUGCACCAAAUGAACCACCGGUGAUGUAAAGCAGGGAUAAGGAACCCAUGGCCCUCCAAUUCCCAUCAGUCCCAGCCAGCAUGGGCAAUGGUCAGGAAAGAUGGGAGCUGGAGUCUACUAACAUGUGAAGGCCUUGGGUUCCCCAUCCCUGGUGCAAAGUCUUUAGGAACAGCAAUAAACAAGGGAGGAGCUCUUCUCUAUUUCAAGCAGCCAUAUUGCUGGGAACAUAUGAAGCGUUUCAAUUCUGGAAUUUAAUAUAUAUCAGGUAACAUCAGGCUUUUGCAAAGUGGCAUUGUUGUUGCAAAUAAGAGAGCCAAUUUCUUUUAAAAAAAUCUAGCACAUCCAACAACCCUAAAGAUAAAAACAAAAACAGGACCUUUUUCAAAUAAAAAUGAAAAUUAACUCAAGUUCAAGAGCAGUUCCCAUUCCUCUCAUGAAACAACGGCAGGAGUCUCUUUUGCACUGUCUAGUAACUUCUUCAUUUAUUGAGCAACUGUGUUAGGACUGCAACUCUCCACACUAAACCACCCAGAUAUAAAUCUCCAAAAUGAUUCACUGGAAAGGCAUAAACCUUUUGAAGGACACAUUUUCUUUGGAGCAGAAAGGUAAUAUAACAAUAAUUUAAAGACCCAGAGAAAUAAGUGUCAGAGGAGUAAAUAUCCUUUUUGCCCUGUCACAAAAGAACACAAAGCUGUAGAUCUUGCAAGUGUUUAACUGCAAGCUGAAUGCAGUUUUGAACUCCAACAUUAAUUGUAAAUUCCAUAGGCUACGUUUUCUCCCCUGGAGACACGCACUCGCACCUGGUUAUUGUUCUAAUGCGCUUUGUGAUUCACUUUCUCCCAGGUGACAUGUAAGCAUUGGCUUAGCUGUAGCCUCUACAGUUUCAUUGCAGGAAAUUUAAGGGGCUGCCAAGAAGUCAAGUGUCCCCAUCAUCGUUCCUGCUGGACUUAGUUUUUUUAGGGGGGACAAAACUUCCUGGGAACUGAAUCCAAGCAGAGGCUUGGAUUCCCAUCACCCUGAGUAAGAUGGCUGUUUAGCAUUCUUCAUUUUAUUUAUUUCUUGUUUUGGUAUCCCAUGGAAGCCCAGGGCAGCUAACAGCAACAGCAAGACACAAAAUAUAAUAAAACCAUGAUUAAAAUAUCUAGCAACAUGGAGAGUUUAAUUUGGGAUGCCUCCUAAGUGUCCUUUCUAAAUGAAGACUUGAUCUAAUAAUCCUGCUCCUGUUGCAGGAAAUCUCACAUUAUACACUACCUUCAACUUUUUGCAGAUCACCUACACUGUGGGUUACCAGAGUUUGGGUUCAAUAAUGUGGAAAGGCUGCAUACAGAGUUCCCAGAGAAGAGGGAUUGGUUGUUAAACUACUUUGGGAAUUGUAGCUCUCUGGCGGUGGAGGAAUAGGGAUCACCUAACAACUCUCAGCACCCUUAACAAACUACAGUUCCCAGGGUUAUUUGGGGAAAGCCAUGACUGUGUAAAGUGGCAUGUAUUGUGCCAAUGAGGCCUUAGUUAUGAAGCAAUUCCCUUUCCAGGGUUUCACUUUGGGGCUGAGAGGACCAUUACCUAAAUCAUAACAGGCCUUGUUUUGGGAUAGGAAGUAAUGUUUGCCUAAACUCUUAACUCUGUCUCAGGCUGAUUAGUGUGACUUUUUCUCCCCCAAACCUGGAGGAACUGUUGGUAGAGGAUGAAUCGCCGCACAACAUCCUUUUACUGCCUCUGUGUUCCAGGAUAUAGGGAGCGCAUUAUGGGUUUAGACCCAACUGCUGCUAGGAAAAUGAUAAACUGGUUACUUAAGGCCACUGUGGCAUUGUAUUACAUGGCUUUACGUCGCCUCUUUUAUACUGUCUACUACAAUAAGGACAUGUGUCUUAAGGAAAGUGUUUACAUUUCUUGGGAGCCUUUCUGUUUACCCAAGAUAUGAAUGCGUAUUGUAGCCGUUAGUCUUUCAAUCAGAGGCUUCCCAGAUGAGAUGUUUGCAAGUGUUUGCUUCAGGAAAGGUUUUCAGUCUUAUCUCGCAUUAAUAUUUUAACUAUCCCAAAGGUGAGAAGCAGGUCAGAUUCCAUAAAUCUUUGCUUAGGGCUCAGCAGCGAAAGAGGCAGAAAGACCUGCUACUUGGAAAAGGAAAAUCACAGAGCAAGUGAGGCAAUACCUUUUAUGGGGGGUGGGAACCCAGUAAUGUUGAAAAUGCUGGAUUACAAAAAAUAAAAGUGUAAGUGUUGAAAGCAAACAGCAACAAGGGAGUAGUGUCACAUUGGUCCAGUAACAGGUAGAAAAUUAGGAAAAUGGAGCAGACUAGUCUGGAAUCCUUUCCCCUAGUAUUUUGUUAGGUUGUUGAGUCUUCUUAUUUUCACAUAUACAUAAGGAGUAAGCAUUCAGGAAUAUUGUCCAGAGACAUCUGGAAUGGACGAAGCACCUACAUUUCUGUGAUAUAAACCUAUGGGGUCAAAAGCCAUAAGUUAUCUCUAGUCACACAAGCGCUUUCCUUUUUAAAAAAAAGAAAAUAACAAAAAAUAUUUCUUGCAAUCACAUCAGGAAAUAACAGUACACAGCCAAUAUGUACUGGAUACAACCUGAGGUGUGCCUCAUAACUUACGUCUACAUUUUCAUAUCUUCUCCUCAGUAACAGCACUGUUAAAAUAAACCCAAGGUAUUUCACAGUCUCUAACCUUUCACAGUUUACACUCUGUAUAUUUUUAACCAAACAGAGCCACCUACUUUGAACACACACUGCUGGGCUGGGUGCCCCAUUGCUUGUCAAGGCAAUAUUUUCCUUCAUGGCAGGCCAAGCUGAAGCUUCCAGCAUGCAGUAUAAAUAUUUGCCCGCAGAUAUGUCCUGCAUUCUUUCAUAUAAGACAUGAUCCAGUUCCACCCUGCCCCUGCUCCAGAGUCCCGGGUUUGAGAUGCUCCGGAUUGGCUAUGACGCUUGACUUGAAUCAAGUUGUCUUUACAUUGCAGAAAACAUCAAUUCAUGUAACUUUGGUGAAUCCUUGAAGGUCUCCUUCAUUAUAAUGAAUAUAUUACAAUGAAAAAUUGAUUAUUACAUGAUAAAUAUUUAUAUGUGUUUAUUUUAUAUAUUUACUUUGAAAAGCAUUUGUCCUUUGCAGAUGUUAAGUGGCUAAAAUGCAUGAUCACCAUUGGUGGAUCACGCUGCUCAGCUAUUAACCAUCUGAAAAGCGUAGACUCAAAAUUUGCACCACCAUUUUUGUUUUCAACACAGUUACAACAUUCUUAAAACAUCAUUACAUAUUGUGCAACCUUGUUCCUCUUGGCAGUGCCACUAUUUAUGCACAUUAUCCAUAUCUGUGUAUUCAUAUUUGUACAUGUAGCAGACUUAAAAGUUUGGCUGGUUGGGAGCUUCAUGUUCAGCUGGUUUGGCCAAUUAGCAAUGAUUAACCUGAAGUGUAGGAAGCAGUACAGUUGAAUGAGGCUUUGUGUGACAUCCUCCAUGAUUGGCCACCCAGAAGAUGGGAUGGCCUGAUCAGUUUUCAAGUGACCAGGCCAGCUGAUUGAUCUGACAUUAUCACUCCCACGUUGAGACUAGUUUGGGGUGUGCAUGGCCUUUAGUAGCUAUGUGUACCUUUUAAAAGUGCACACAAACAACCACUAGGGGCCAUCCUAAGACAUUUUGCUCCUUGGAACAAGGAGGAAUAAGGGAGACAAACCAAGAUAGAAAUUCACCUUGGGGAGAAAUGAGGCGUAUAUAGAUACAAGCUAGCAGCCUAAUACCUGACAAUUCUCAGAAAUUCUGAAAAAUUAGGAAGCCAAAAAAUCAGCACGGUUUUGAAAGGGUCAGUCCACCAUCUUGAUUUAAAAUGGUGUCCAAUUGUACCCAAACAUAAGCAAAAAUCCACUCCUUGUUCUCAGGAACCAUCAUGUAAAAUUUGGUUACGAUAUCAUAGGAGGUGCCCAGAUGUGUAGCAAACAAACAGCUUUCCAAAAUAUAUAGCAGAGAAAUAAACAGAGGAAAAACAUGCAGUCAGCUCCUCCAAUUUAUGCUUAAUUAUGCAGAUUAAAAGAUUAUGGCAUUUGAGUAGUCCAAGUAUUGGCAGCCAAACACUCAGAGCAGUAAAGUAGGAAUCUCCAUCACCGAUGAUCUUAGGAUGAAUCAUGCAGUCUGUGUUUUGAAACAGGGAAAUUAGAUUUUGAGGUGUGAACUCUAUGCUUUCUCGCCACAGAUAGAACAUACAGCUGACCUUUUUCUAUCAACUAACGGCAGCAUUUUGUGUUUUAGAUUGGAGCAUCCCUGAUGUCAAGCAAUGUGGGGAGUGGCUUAUUUAUCGGCCUGGCGGGCACAGGAGCUGCAGGAGGCUUGGCCGUUGGGGGCUUUGAGUGGAACGUAAGAUGUCCUUGAAGGAUUCAACUUGCUCUUGACAAGGGAUGUGGGUGUGGGCAUCAGCUUAGUCAAGUGAAGAGGUUAUCUGGUACUCCCCAAUGCCUGAGUUUUAUUGUAUCUCCAACAAGACAAUUGGAAAUGCGUAACUGAUUUCAGCAGAAACGUUAGUAGGCUCGUGUGGCACAUUCCAAUGUAAAUAAGCAGGAUAAAAUUAAUGCUAGAGCACAUUUUCCUAGAACAAACAACAGUCUGAAACUUGGAAACCUCUGUAGCUUCAGAUUUAUUUUUUAUUUUUAUUUUUUUGAAACAUUGGGCUGGAUUCAUUUGUGCUAGCCAAAGCCAGGGCAAUAAGACCCACAUGACCCACUUACCUCCCCAAAUCUGCUCAAGAGGAUCAGGAGAACCACCAGAACAGCACAUGGGGGCAUGGAGAAAGGGGAGAUGAUUCUAUCUGGCAAGAAUGAAUGAAUUAGAUGUAGGAUUGCCUGUUGUAGGUCUUGAAACAGUGCCUAUAGCAUUAAGAGCACUGAGUCACAAAGAUUGUAUAUAGCAUCAUGGUAUUGAAAGAGGCUCUUUGACCACUGCCCCAUCUUCUUUAGCCUGCAGUGCCAUCUAGGUGCGUGGUGCCACUGUUUCAUUGGCUGGUGUCACUUGCGACCUUGGAACUCUUAAAACAAGUUUCUUGGUCUGAAUCUGGCAACCUUAGCUGGAUAUGUAUAUAUGACAAAGUGGAUAUGUAUAUAUGACAAAAGUAGUUUGGCAUUAUAGUUUACUAUCUAUCUGCCCUAGCCAGAUGGGAGAAUGAGCCCCUAGUUUUUACCAUGUACCCUUGGUCAUUUCUUGUUGGUAGGAAUUGUUCUAGCUAUUUGUACUCUCUCCCAGAGUUGCCAAAUGAGGAAUGUCAAGUAAAGGGUUGGUGCCAAGGAUUAAAAACAAAUGUUUAGUGGAUAAGUUAUUCUCUAGUUCACCGCUAUGGAUUUUAGAAAGUAUUGGGGCAAAUUUGUUUCAAAAUUGAAAAGGAUGCUAACAUGAACACUACUAAUGGCAGUAUUCUACUCCUAAAUGUGAAACUGUCUUCGAGCAAAUGUUGAUUCAUAAUAGUCACUUGCAGCAAACGUCAGUUGUAUUAAUACAUUCCUGCAAUAAACUCCUACAGAGUUUCUAAAAUAAGAGGAUUAUCUUGUGGGGAAAAAAUGUUUUAAAUGACAAGUGCCUUUUAACUUUCAUCAAAUUCACGUUAUUAUCAUGAUGAUAAUAUAGUAUUUAUGGUAGCUGAGAGGUAAUGUGGUUCCCACUUCUAUAUAUUUCAAGAGGGUGUGCAGAAAGGCAGAAGAACGCAGGAGAAGUAAACCGAAAGAGGCUAGCUCUGUGCUAGCAUUGUUUGAAGAUCAUGGCUAUGCUGCUACUGGAGGAGCUGGUGCUGCAUGCAGUGACAAUGCUUCACUCACAGCGCAGGCCUGCAGCUGUCCUGAGGGAUGUGUGAGCUUCUCUGCUGCCAACAAAACCGGCAGGUUGGCUGUCUCUAAGAUGAAUGACUCCUCUUGGUGCAAAAGGUCACCCAGUAAUAUACCUCCUGUUGCAACAAAGUUCACUCUGGCUAGAACAAUGAUGUGGGAUGAAAGAGAGGGCUCCAGAAUAAGGCAGCAUUCUUCUGAGCUAUCAGCAGUGUUCACCUUCAAGCAGCCUGAUCCCAUUGCUUGGCUGAUGAUCCCAUCAGCAGUGUGAGCCCUGAUGUGCAACGUUUCAGCAGAGGUGGCAGACCCAUAGAGUUCCAGAUGUCAGAGUCUAAAACAGGCAUCAGCCCUCCAGAUGUUUUUGGCCUACAACUCCCAUGAUCCCUAGCUAACAGGACCAGGGGUCAGGGAUGAUGGGAAUUGUAGUCCCCAAACAUCUGGAGGGCUGCGUUUGCCUAUGCCUGGUCUAACAACAUCUGGAGGACCAUAGUUUCCCCACCCCCGUGUUAAGUCUGAAUCCAGCCUUCACUUUAAAAUGUUUUAAAACACCCCACCAGAUGUUUUAGACUACAGUGUGGUCCAAACCAUCUGGAGGGCACCAAGAUGGCAAAGGCUGACCUUAUCCUAUGCCUGGCAAGUAGCUGGCUUUCUUUUCUCUUACAUUUAUAUCCCAACUUUUACCCCAACUCUUCAUUUCAUCCUCACAAACAAUCUUGUGAGGUAGUUCAGGCUGGCAGACAGUGACUGGCCCAAGGCCACCCAGUGAACUUUAUGGCUGGGUGAGGAUUUCAACCCUGGUCUUCUGGAUCCUAGAGGAAUCUAACCACAACACCAUACUGGUUCUGUUUCCACAGUUAUAUAUUUGUGCUGGCCUUCAUGACAUAUGCCGGUCAAAAAUAUUCACAGAAGGUGAGAAAGGUCAAUACCCCAUUCAUAUGCCCUGACAAAGAAGGAUGUAAUUCUCCUUUUCUGGCACAACUGUACCUUUUCAAGGGCAGGAGAUAGAGGAGAUACAAUGGCUGUUGCAUGGUUUGUGUCUGCUCCCAGUGCUGCCAAAACCACAAUUUGUUCUGCCUCUUCUUUUGUAUUUUUAUCUUGUGAUUUGCCCUGAGAUCUUGGGAUGAAUGGCAGUAUAUGAUAAUAAAUAAUAAUAAUAAUACCAGAUAGAGUGGGGCCAUAGUGCUCUAUCCUAUAGCUGGCUCUCCUGCCUCAGUAUAGCAGUUCACAGAAUCACAUCGUACUUUGUGAACUUGAACAGCAGUCAUAACCUUUUUAACACUACCGCAGCGUUGGCACCCAUUUCAUUUGGGAGUGAUCACAUUCCAAACCCUGAAAUCUCCUUUUGCCCAGGAUCUAUUUCUGGCAGCCCACACCCAUGGCUUUUGUGAUUCACCCUUGUCUUUUGAAAAGUACUGAUCAAAGAUUGUAUCCAUUCUCAUCUUUACUCCAAUCUGUCUAGGGAUGGGUGGACUCACAGAAGCCCAGUCCAUCCCAGUUCUCAGAAGUGACAAGACUAAGUAUAUUCUGUUCCAUUUCCAGGUAUAUUUUUAAAUUCCACCUGCAAGCACACAUUAGCAAUAUGUGUUUAGAAGCAUCUUAUGAAGUAGUCUGAGCAUUGCAUUCACUUCCCUCAUUUUCUGAAAGUGUGUUGCUAGCCUUCCAUAGCCUGAGCAGCUAGUCUUUUUGCUGUCACGUGCCUUGAGUGAAGACAGAGCAAGUCUCCCUUGCAGUGACAAUGCUUAAUGACGUUCCAUUGCUCCUGGGGGGAAUUGUACAGAAAAAACCCCCACAACUGCCUCCAACGCUUAAAGAGGGAGAUGGGACUGGACCACUAAUAGAAUCUGCCAACCUGCUGAUUCUGAAGUGGAUCAUUCUUCUAAUCUGGCCAGACUGAUCAGGUGAGUUCACACUGGAAUCUGAGUAGGGCAGAUUCCUUCUCCAUUCUUACAUUAAUCCCAUGGCCUUCGAGCAUCUAUUUAUCCCUGCCUUCACGUAGCUGGGAACCAAGCAAGGCAUUCCAGUUGUGUAGCACAUGUUGAAUCAUUAGAAAUACUGGCAAUUUGCCUUUCCAAUUUUUAGAUAAACUAUUGGUUGCAUUGAAUUGACUGUGUAGCACUGCACAAAGUCUAGGCAUCCAUUGCAUGUGUUCUUCUUCCUUGUUAGGCCACCUGGGCAUUGCUGGUCCUCGGCUGGAUCUUUGUGCCAGUUUACAUCUCUUCGGGAGUGGUCACCAUGCCUGAAUACCUGAGGAAAAGAUUUGGAGGGCAGAGGAUUCAAAUCUACCUGUCUGUACUGUCCCUCAUCCUGUAUAUAUUCACCAAGAUAUCAGUAUGUAUCUCGGGGAAAUAGAGUUGUAGCUUGUAGAGCACAGCACUUUCACAGGGACGUAAUGGGUCAUCAGUUUGGACAAGUCAUUCCACUAUCCUCACUGAACUAGUCCUAAAUACUGGAUCAGUCCCUUCACUAUACAUUAUAUACAAGCUUUCAGGGCUACCACUCCAUGUUGGAGGAGGCCUGUGGUGGUCUCCCUCUUCCAUCAAUGGGCCCUGGUGGGCUUAUGUGAUAGUAAGCAAUGGUUGGAUCUACCUGCCAUUGCAAUGUUCUCCCCAAAACCCUCAUUACUCCAGGGUCUUAUGAGAAAUUUAAAUGCAAUGAGACCUAGCUGCCUGAUGCAGCUUGGACAACCAGCCCAGGAUUUUGUUUAAUAUGUGGGGCAGAGCAAGUGUCAGCAUAGGCCCUGUUGGGGUGAUGGAGCCUUGACAGGUGUCCAAAGAUACCAGGUAUGGAUUCUGCUAGCUUUUGUCAACACAUGCAUCAGUUGAGGUUCUGGCAUUUCUGAUGCCUGGUUUGAUUAUUUGCAAGAGUAAUUUUAUUGUAAUUUUCCAGGUAGAAUAUUUAUUAGAGAUGUCAUAAUCCGAUGCUACUGGUAUCAAGGUCCUUUUUCUUGUAUUUGUUCCAGACAGAUAUUUUCUCUGGUGCACUUUUCAUCCAAGUCUCCCUUGGUUGGAACCUUUACCUUUCUACAGUGAUCUUGUUGGUCGUGACAGCCGUCUACACUAUAGCUGGUAACUAUGCUGUAUAAUAAUGCCACUACAAAAAGCACAGAGUUCCUUUAUAUAGCCAGAUAGUGUGGACAGUUUCAGGUCAUGCUUCAUGGAUACCAGUGAGGGGGCAUCCAGUAGGUGGGGAUUUCAACUGAUACCAACCAAGCUACCUACAAUGGACUUAAAAGUAUAGCACCUGCAGUCAAGUUGGUUGGUGGGGAAUGUUGUAAAUUUCAGAUAUCGCCAGUGUGCUGCAUUCAGACUUGUGCUUUCAAAGCAACUUUGCUGGAUUUGAGGAUCAAGCUACUUGAGGUGCUCAGCUGUGUGACUGUCUUCCCUGAAGUGUGUGCUUAAGUUAAAGCAGCUGUGAGGAGCUAGUAUCUGCAGCAGGAAUUUACGAUGAGAGCAGAAGGUGUUUCUCUCUUACCCGCAUACUAUUUUCUUCUUCAAAAACAAAACAAAACAAAACAAACAAACCACCAUUUUCAAAUCCAGGUUGUCAUAUGUCAUCUUUUUCCAGGACACGUCUUCUUUUUCAUGGGUAGAGUCAUCACAGUUAUCCAUAGUUAAAAGUGGAAGUCUGCAAAUGUGUCCUCUUUUUUGCUCCUCAAAAUAUGGCCGCCAAAGGCCAGGCAGGCAUAUUCCCUCCCCAAGAGGCAAAACGUCAGGUUAGUGUAGGCAAUUUGGAAAAGAAAUAUAGCUUAAGGGGAAAGAAAUGGCCCCUUUCCCUUUCUGAUCCUGACUGCAGUUUCCUGCAACUGAUUUGUCACAAGUUUGGUCCAAAAUGUGCAAAGUUUGAAGAAACAGUGAUUUCAUUAUUCCAUUCCUGCAUUGCAGGGGUUUGGUUAGAUGGCCUUUGGGUUCCCGAAGACUUCCGGGGUGGCGCCACCGGCAAUGGCGGACUCCCUCUGAACUGGAGGGACUAGCUCUGCGGGAAGCGGGGACCCUUUUAAAAAUCACAGGCGGAUGAAGCCUGUGACCAUGGGACUUGGCGGGCACCAUUAGCGCCCCCCCAACCCGCUAAGGAACCCACUAAUGGGCUCCGAAGUGAAGAGGGGGAAGUGGCGCGGUGCUGUGAGUCAACUGCUAUUUCCGUGGAGCGAAGCCGCAUAGCCGUUGCCGGAGAGCACUGCCUUUUUCCUGGGACAAUUUGGACUUUAAAAUAAGCACCCGUGAGUACUUAGACUUUGAACAAUUGGACAUCAAAUAAGGACUAGCGAGCAGAAAAGAAUUGGAUUUUUAAAACUUACUCUAAUUUGGUACGGAACGGGAAGGUCUAAACAGGAAGUCAGCCUUCCGUUCUUUUGUAAACAGAAUAAAGCAAAGACAAUUUAAACUAGAGCUCAGAAAAUCGUCUUUAAAGGAUUGGAUUUCACCAUUUAAAAUUGUGGAACCCCCCUUCGACAGCAGGAGAAGGGGGGGGGGUUUGGACUGUUUAAAGUGACUUUAAAGUAAAGUAACUUUCCUCCAUCCUGAUCCUGGAGCGGGGUGUCAGGACUGAUGUUUGAAGUUCAUUGACCAAAGACAAGUGUUUUUGACAGAUAGCUAAAAGAAGAGAAACAUAGUGAUUCCACUGUUCCCCUUCACAUUUUAAAGGAAUAUAUAUUGACAAAGUAUCUCAAAAAGGGAAACUUUGUUGCAAGAACAAAUAGAAGUUUUCCCCCUAGAGGGAGUCUGUGAAACUGUAACCAACUCCAGGGAGCCGGCAGCUGUUACAGAUUACAACCGUGGGAACAGGCAUUUGACCUUGCAGGACAAUGUAUUCAGAAGCUUUGUUGUGUGCUCUCUAUAAAACAAAUGCCCUACUGGAACAAUUACAUGAGAAGGUGAAUUGGAUGGCGACUUCGACUAGAAAUUUUGAACAGGCAGUGGGAAAUUUUGAACAGACAGUGGGAAAAUAUGUGGAGCCCACUCAGGAAUUAAAUCAGGAGUGUGUCUUGACAGAACAGGCCCAACAGGAAUAUGAGUUUUCGGAUUUGACAAAUGAACUUGGAAAAAGCCAGAUUUGGAAAGGAAAAGUUUGGUUUGGCUUGGAAAUGGGGGGCUGACCCCCCUAUGCUGGGACGUUUGGACUUUUCAAAUAUGGCAAUGGGCUGUGAGAUGUUUGGGUUUGUGGGGGCUCUUAAUUUUGGAGGGUCUUUGAAACAUGCUUUUAAAUACUACAUGGAAUUCAGUGUUGAAUAUGGAAAUGGGGCUGAUCUGUCGAGAAGGGUUAAGAACAUUGUCAAGCUGGAGUUACCACGAGCAGGAGACAAGGGAAAAUACAGUUACAAAUAUGAAAAAGAGCUGCGGAAGGGACAUGGAAGAGACUUGAGGGCCUCGGAUAUAAGGUUGCCAGGUUAAUGGGCUAGAUCGACGGGAUAAUAAGGACUGACAAAACCCGGAACCAGGAGGAAGGGACGUUGGAUGAAGAUUGGAUUUGUUUGUAUCUCUUUUCUCUACUAUUAGAACUGUUUUAUAAAAUUGAUGAAUGUUAGAAAAAUGUUGGAAUGAAAUUACUUGGCUUUAGCAAAGAUGUUUAAAGAAUUAUGAAAGAAUAUUAUGGUUAUGAGAAGUUGGUAAGGAUAAGAUUUAAGUUUUAAGCUUUAAGGUUUAUUUUAUUAUAGAAAGAUAAGAUUAAAACAGUUUAGGGUAAUGUAAUGACAGAAUAUUAUGAAACAUGGAAAGGAUUUGCUGGGAUAAUUAAUAACUAGGAUACAAAGAAAGGGAGGAGGAGGAGGUCUAAGAAAGAAGGCAAUGACAGUUAAGGAUUUGAAAAUAAUGAAUUUGUUUUUAAAUGUUUUUAACGGUUUGUGAUGUAUUUUUGUAUUUUUCUUUUUUUUCUGUCACUUUUUUUUAUUUUGAAUUUUUACUCAUAUGGUGGGAAGGGGUUUGUUUUUUUCUUUUCUUUUCUUUUUCUACUUUGUCAACUAUUUUUAUUUGUACUUUCUUCUGCUUCUAUUUUAUUUUUUCCUUUUUGUAACAUUUUGAAAAUUUCAAUAAAUAUCUUUAAAAAAAAUAAAUAGAUGGCCUUUGGGUUCCCUUCCAACUCCACAAUUCUAUGAUUCCAUGAUUCAUUUUAUGUACUCAAAACCUUAGUUUUUGUAGAAUCAUAGAACUGUAAAGUUGAAAGAGACCCUGAUCUGAUCCAACCCCCUGCAAUGCAGCAAUAUGCAGCUGCCCCAUACGCGUUAUCAGCACCACGGUCUAACAAACUGAGCUAUCCAGGCUCUUGCUCAUGUGUUAAAAUCCUAUUCUUUUCAUUGAUUCAUUUAUUAGAACCAUUUUGUAACAGAGUAAGGGAAAUCACAAAAAUGUAGAAAUAUUGGUCUUUGAAUCAGUUCUUUCUAAUCUUUUUCACAGGUGGUUUAACUGCAGUGAUAUACACAGAUGCUUUGCAGACUGUGAUCAUGGUGCUUGGAGCAUUGGUUCUUAUGUUUAUCGGUGAGAUGAAGAUGGGAUUGUGUUGCUUUAUUUCUUUGGCUAAUAGAAUGACACAUCUUGGAAAAAACGCCAAAAACCAUCUGGGUUGAUGUCAUCUCAACUUCUACAUCAAACUUUUUUUUUGAGAAGAGAAAACUGGACUUAAGUUUAGUUACAUGUUUAUUAUGUAUCAUCUAAUAUCUGCAAAAGCUCUGCACAAUUACCGUAUUUUUCGUCCUAUAGGGCGCACCGGCCCAUAGGACGCACCUCGUUUUUUGGGGGGGAAAUGAAAAAAAAAAUUAUUCCCCCCCCCCGCCGCGGCUGCCGCCCCAAGCCUUGCACACACCUGCCCGAAGCACAGGGCACCCUCCGGAGGGCUCCGCGUGCUUCGGGCUGCAGGCUGCCGCCCCAAGCCUCGCACACCCGGCGGGACCUCCUGCUGGGCGCGCAAGGCUUGCAGACACUCGCCCGAAGCACGGGAGCCCUCCGGAGGGCUCCCCGUGCUUCGGGUGACAGGCUGCCGCCCCAAGCCUCGCACGCUCGGCGGGACCUCCUGCCGGGCGCGCAAGGCUUGCGGUCACUCGCCGGGGCUGCAGGCUGCUGCCCGCAAGCCUUGUGAGCCCGCGGGAACUCCCACCGGGCUUGCAAGGCUUGCGGAUAGCUUCCUGAAGCCUGGAGAGCGAGAGGGUCGGUGCGCACCGAUGCCUCUCGCCCUCCAGGCUUCAGCGAAAGCCUGCAUUCGCCCCAUAGGACGCACACACAUUUCCCCUUCAUUUUUGGAGGGGGAAAAGUGCGUCCUAUGGGGCGAAAAAUACGGUAAUAUGGCUUGUUUAACCAAUGUGUGGUUUGUUUGAGCAUCUGAGCCUAGCCUAGCAGAUUUAACUAUUUUGUAUUCAGGCAACCAGCUACAAUGCAAAGAUACGGUUUGUUGUUGGCUUGCAAAAUGUGGCUUGUUUUGACUAUAGUUUGGUGUCGUGCAACAACCUUGCUUUGGGUUUGUCUGGCCACUUCAAGUGCCUUCCAUGGGGGAGGGGGCAAUUAUUGGUAAUCCAUGGAGUCAAAAGCUUAAAGCCCUUCCUUCCAAACGCCAUGGUCCCAAUCCAGCUUGCCCCUCCCUCUGCAAUACUAUCCCCCAACACAAAGGAAACCAUUAACAAUUCACAUUACAAACUUCACAUCUGGUUUGACCCUGCAAAAUGUGGCUAGAGGGGACGAUGUAUGGCUGGGGGAAAAUAUGGAUGGAUGACAUGAGCUUGCUGACUGGACUGUGGCCUCUUUCAUUUUAGGCUUUGAUAAAGUUGGGUGGUACGAAGGACUGCAAGAGAAAUAUAGUAGAGCCAUCCCCAGCGUCAUUGUGCCAAACACUACUUGCCACUUGCCACGGGAAGAUGCCUUCCAUAUGAUGAGGGACCCUAUCAAUGGAGAUAUUCCAUGGCCUGGACUUAUAUUUGGCCUCUCAGUGCUCGCUCUUUGGUGCUGGUGCACAGAUCAGGUAAAGUAAAUCCGGUAAAGUAAAUAUGUCUUUCUUGCUACGUUUGAUAGAUUUAUCACUGCCCUCUACAGGAGAGUUUUAGGACUAAUUUAUUGUGCUGGGAUCAAAAACCCAUGGGAUUUUUUCAGUCAAAAUCACCAUAUGAGAUCUCUGUUUCCUUGUACUUACAGCACGUAGGAAUCAUUUGCAUUACUCAGAUUCUGAGCACGCACUAAAAAAUUCAGAAGCAGAGUUAAAGCCUACUGUUACGAGAAAAAACAAUGGGUGCCUUCAGUGCCAGUUGCACUCAGAGUUGGCCCAUUAAAGUUAAUAGACACAGCUAACUUAGGCUCACUAAUUUCAGCAAACUGAAGAAACAGCCCUAACUCAGCCCUGUUACUUGAGGUAAUGGAAUGGACUACAGUGGUACCUCGGGUUACAUACGCUUCAGGUUACAGACACUUCAAGUUACAGACUCUGCUAACCCAGAAAUAGUACCUCAGGUUAAGAACUUUGCUUCAGGAUGAGAACAGAAAUCAUGCAGUGGCGGCAGCAGGAGGCUCCAUUAGCUAAAGUGGUGCUUCAGGUUAAGAACAGUUUCAAGUUAAAAACGGACCUCCAAAACGAAUUAAGUUCUUAACCCAAGGUACCACUGUAGAAACUUUCCUUAUAGCCAGUCCAAUUAACCAUGCAUUAAUUGUAUAGUACAUUUAAAGCUCACAAAUGGUUUUUUCAAAAAUCAUUGAUUAAAAGUAUACAUUUUAACAGGAUAUGUAUAUUAAGAGAUAUUCUCUCUUAAUUUGAGAAAGGUUAUCUCUUGAAGAUUCUUUACAAACCCUCUAGCCUAGCCUUCAGUUUUUAGCGACUGCCAUUUCUUAACAAUUUGGCCAAAAGAUUGCUUUGACUAUCUUGGUUCUCUUCUGUUUCCAAGAAAAUGUGAAACAACCUGUGCAAAGUUUCCUUAAAACUAACUGGUUCUCCUUUCAGGUAAUUGUGCAAAGGUCACUCUCUGCGAAGAGUCUCUCUCAUGCUAAAGGCGGGUCUGUGCUAGGCGGAUAUUUGAAAAUCUUCCCAAUGUUUUUCAUUGUCAUGCCGGGCAUGAUUAGCAGAGCUCUCUAUCCAGGUAAGCUACUGCUGGCUGUACUAAGGCUACAAGUGCCCACAGGUGGCCAUUUACAAGGAGGGUGGACAGCUGUAAACAUGCAACCACCUACAGUAGGAACUCAUCCAGCUAUAUGGUGAGACAAACUUUCCCAACUGAUCAUUGGAUGGGCAAUAAUAUUGUGUUUGCAAGCAAUUUGCAGUAAGUUUAUAAGCAGCGUUCACAAGGUAAACACAGUCAUCUGUUGUCACCUUAUAUAUGUAUGGGUGGCACUGUCAGAAGUAAUAACAUUUGGGACAGGAAACACAUGGCAUGGAUCUCAAACACAACCUGAAAAGCAUAUGUCUGCUGCACCCUUAAUCACCCAUAAAUGUAAACAGCAACUGUUUCCUCUAUAUCUCCUAUAAUUAAAACCUGCAUUUCUUUAUUUACUUGCUUGCUCCAGAUGAAGUGGGAUGUGUAGACCCAGAAAUCUGUGAAAAGGUCUGUGGAGCGAAAGUGGGUUGUUCAAACAUUGCCUACCCUAAGCUAGUAAUGGAGCUCAUGCCUGUAGGUAAGGUAAUUCUAUUCUUGUUGAGAGUGAGGUGGACCACAUGGGCAAGCGUUGGCCUGCUGAUGAAGUGGGCUAGUGUGAGUUCGCUGGUGAAAGAUAACUAGGCUUUCCUUGUUGACUUCUUAGGACUCCGUGGCUUGAUGAUUGCUGUGAUCAUGGCUGCCUUGAUGAGCUCUCUCACCUCUAUCUUCAAUAGUAGCAGCACCCUUUUUGCCAUAGAUAUCUGGCAGCGACUCCGCAAGACGGCCACUGAACAGGAACUCAUGAUCGUCGGAAGGUCCCUUUUCUUCCCCACACCUUAAUUUGCUUAUCAAAAAUGCUCCCUGAGCAGACACUGCCCACAAACAGCCUAGUGCCCACAGUUGCCCCUUACCUGCAGGUGCACCUAGUGCAGUUUCUGAAGAGGUUUCAUGCCCACGAUUAUCAAACUUCCUUGUGUGCCCUCCUGUUAAGGUUCAGUUGGAGCCCAAGCAAGGCGUGAACUGGGGCAAGAACUUGUGAGGUGCUGCAAAAGUCAUAGGAAACGUUCCACAGCGUAUAUUCCGUUUCCAGGGCCGCGUAUUCCGCUUCAGUUAAGAACUGAAAGCAACUCAAACUGAGCCACGAAAGUCUCUGAUCCAAAUCACUGAACCUGAUCCCAAAGCAGAUUUGGUUGGACCAAACGCUCAUGUCAUUGCCCUCCACAGCUGGUGUCCUCCUGUCUUCAUACCCAACUCUGCAGCUUGUGCUGUUGGCUGUGUGCUCUCCCCAUUUCUGGGAUUGCUCUGCAGCUGUUCAAGUGACUUCUGCCUGUAAAAAAUCAUGGCCGCCAGAGAGGCCUCAUAUCUGCGGGAUGGGAGCUGUCCACGAUCAUUGCAGCAGCAGCAUGUUUGCAGCUUUCCCUUAACGUCCUUUUGGUCAAUGAAAUGUACUCUCUGUUUGAAGUCUUGACAAAGCAGCACUUGCUGAGUUUUCCCCAAACCCCGUUGUGCCAUGAGGGGGGAAAUCCCCCUCCCCCUUUCCGUGGCUCCAUAGAGAAGAUCAAAAGUUAGAUUUGUCAAGUUGUGCAGAAGUAACAUGCUUUGUCCUGCUCUUGCAGGGUGUUUGUCCUCAUUCUCGUUGCCAUUAGCAUCCUCUGGAUCCCCAUCAUCCAGCUAGCCAACAGCGGUCAGCUCUUUGACUACAUUCAGUCAAUAACCAGUUACCUAGCGCCACCCAUCACUGCCCUCUUCAUCCUAGCAAUCUUCUGCAAGAGGAUCAAUGAGCCAGUAAGUACAGAAUCAAUGAGGAGGUGCGUAUGAAUAAUAGCAUCUCCCAAAUGUCAUCGUUUCAUAGUUUUUCAGGGCAGACAAGACCAUUCAUUACGAUUAUAUUGACUGACUUUCCCUUGAAUGCAACAACUGUGGAAUUUAGGCCCAUUAGAGGACAGCAUCUCUUUAAAAAAGAUUCUCAGGGCUUUGAUUACUGGUUUAACUGAAAGAAGUGAUAAGACACAGGAAGUGAGAGGGGGGGAGCAGGGAGAAAAGAAGGAACUUCAUAAAGAUUCACCAAAACUUAUUCUCCCCCCCCCCACUGCUUAGAAAGUAAUUCUUAUUCAGAAACUGAAUUUCCCUAGCUUUAAUCUUCCAGUCAUCAAAUCUCCUUUGGUUUGAGACUUCAAGAGAGCUGAGCCGUAUAUAAUUAUGUGGGAGAUCUAGCCACAUUGUGAAAUCAAGCCAAGUUUCACUUGUUUCUUUUUGACAAACUUGCUAAAUAGACCCAUUUCCGCAGAACUGUAUGUCCUGGUAUAACACCAGCACCUCAAGUUGAGGGGAGCGCCACUUUUCUCUAAACCCACACAAGUGAGCAUUCAGUAACCACCUUCUGGGGCUCAGGACUCAAACCCCAGGUACCCCAGUGUGCAAGGAAUACCAGUUAGGACUUGACUUCCUGAGGACCUUGGGGACUGUGCCUGUACCAAACCCAUAGCAUUUAAGAGGAUAAUUUGAAUAGGUAUACUCCCUUCAAAGGGAAUGGGGCAACCCAAACAUUGACCAACUCACUUCAGGUCUUUGCCCCUUCAAACCCAGUUAAGGGUAUUGGGGUGGGGAGUGGAAGGAAAGGGCUUUGUUUUUGUUUAAAGGGAAUUUCAAGGAAUAAAAAGAAGAGGCAUGAUAUAAGGUAAAACCAAACAAAAACAGAGAUCCGUUAUUCUAGGCUACUUGUAGAUGUGCAAUAUAAUUUCCUGGCCUUUUAACCCAUAGGAACCCAUAGUUCUUUCAUCAGUUUCCAACAGCUUUGUUCUAGAUUCCCACCCCCCUCCCAGGUGAAAGCCAUACAUUUCAUGCAAACUUAGGUUUUUCUAUCCAUUCAGUCCCCUUUGCUUGCUUUCCCUCCCCUCCCCUUCCCACGGGCACUCUUUUUCUAGCUCAGUAGAGUUCCACUGCUCUUUACAUCAUUGUAACUCCAACCACUCCAUAAAUGAACCCACACAAACAUACGCAGCUACAUAAAUGUCAUUUACAUAGGUCUGUUGUUUACCCAGUGUGGUUUGGGCAAUGGCUGCAUUAAUUCUGUUCGUAUUCCAGCUAAUUGUAUAGCUUGACUGAUGAAAUGUACAGGAACUUGGAGGGGAUCAUUCUCACUUAAUGCUGAAGAGCUAGUUUGGGACCUAUCAAUGUUCCUAGGGAGACUGAUGGUCAAAGCGAGAAGGGUCCUGGAGAAACUCCACCUGAUAAUAUGGAUGCUUUUUAAUCUGGGUUCCAACCAGGCAUGCUGUUUUAUCAUUUCUGUGCUUGCUUUAACGCAUCAUUGCAAUUUCAGCCCUAUGUCCUGGGCACUAACUUGAUAUCUGAUCCUGAGUUCAUGCCCCAAUGCUGUCAGCCUAAUCCUAACUUCUCUUCCUGAUCUGAAAGCCAUCUUCUCCAAUGCUGUAGCAGUGCAACACUAUAAUCAGUUCACUCAUUAGUCUUUGCUGUCUUUUCAAUGUAAUUAGUCCCACGGGAGCCUCUCUAGAAGUUUCCACUGUGCUUCUGCAGUAAUUAAAGGCUUGUAACGAUGUGGGUUCUUAUCUUGAAAAUCUCUGCCAGGAUGGAAUUAGGGACCCCCGUUUUCUGUUAAGGACUCAUGCGGUUGGUCCCACUCUUUGUAUGCCUUUAAACAUUAUACUAGUGCUGUAGGAUAAACUGUCCAAAAAGCUGUUCUGAAGGCAUUACUUUAAAAAGGUAAAUACAUUGGCUCAGAGGCAGAGGCAGUGGCCAAACGCUUAUUAUUCUAGGGAUGUGGGUUUUUUUGUUACCAGAACCAAGAUAACUAAGUUAAGAUUUGAAAUAAGGCUUUCUAAGUCUAGGUAUGGCAAUCUUAUAUAUUAGGUGACAAUGACUCUCAUAAAUAAAUACCUGUGAAAAUUUAAAUGUAGUACAUACGUAUAAAUUAUAACUAAAUAUGUUUUUAGCCCUUCUCUCAAUAAAGAACGAAAUUGGAUCAUGUUAAUUUCCAAACUGGGAUGUUGUAACAAAACCAGUAAGCAAGUUGGUGGACUGGAUUUAACUAACUCCUUCCACCAGUGGAAGCCAGCCCAAGGAAUUCCACUAGCAUAACAGGGCUUUCCCCAACUCUCCCCCCCCACACACACACUCUAACCUCCACUCUGAAGGGACAGGAGAACCUGCAAAACACCAUGUGUUGGUAGUGGAGACGCCUCCCUUGGGCAAACAGAAAUACUUGCACUGAUGGAUCAAUCUCCCCAGCACUUCUUUGAAUCCCACCCCAUGUUUCCAACUCCUCCACUCAAAUUUCAUCACAUCUCCCUAUGUUUUCUUCCCAGGGAGCUUUCUGGGGACUGAUGUUUGGGUUAGCAGUCGGACUCGUUCGGAUGGUUAUGGAGUUUAUCUACAUGGCGCCCUCCUGUGGUGAGGAGGACCAGAGGCCAGCUCUGUUGAAAGAUGUGCACUAUCUGUACUUUGCUAUCCUCCUGUGUGUGCUAACGGCAGCUGUCAUCGUCACUGUUAGCCUCUGCACACCACCAGUCCCAGAGGAAAAUGUAAGUGGCUUUCAAGGAUGAAUAUUCUUUUUAAAACAGAACACCAAAACACUUGCUUAGUUUUCCUCGUUGUACCUUGGACCCCUCAGUACUACUGUAAACUGAAAAGCCCUACAAAGAAGUCUUCCUUCUGAAUGAUCUUGCUUCCCAGGUAUUAUAGGGUUAAAAAUCAUUUAGACUCAGUGAGCACUGGAAAUGGAGAGCAGGCUUCCAUGCUGUGAGGACACUACUGGCACAUCCUAUCAAGUAGAGAGGCAGACAGUGGGGAAGAAAUCAUAUUAGAAUGGGCUGCUGAGGAGGGGAUGUAAUGGCUCUAAUUGAACCCUCUCUCGUAUUUCAGAAGAGACGGCAUCAAUCUUGUAAGCUAACAAGAUUAAUAUUGUUGGAGCCUUGGCAUUUAGAAAGAACAUUCCAUCCCAAAGUGAUCUCAAUUACAUUGAACGACUGAGGUUUGGUAGCAAAGAACUUUAUUUCAUUUGCUGCAUAAAACUGGUAAAAAAAAAAAAGUUUUCUUUCAGUGAGUUCUUGAAGAGAUGCUUUGAAUACUUUCUCACAACUCUGGUUUUCCCAAAAGCAGUCCAAUCCUGGUUUUACUGGGUCAGCUUAGUGAAUAAUGGAAAGAGUUUUCCUCAGUGAACAAAAGUAUGGAUCAUAUUCUCAACUGAUGUGAAUAGACAAUGGGUUCAGAGUGCCUGUAGCCAUCAGCUUUCCCAGGUAGCCUUCCUUCCAGGUGGCAGACAGCUUCAACUCCACUUAACUUCCCAUAUCAGAGUGGGGCUCUCAAAAUUGUAUGGCCUAGGAUUGGUGAAGAGAUUUGUUCAGGCUGCAUUUUUCAGUGAGCUGGACUAAUAUAGCCUGAAGCAUAAUUAUCCUUCAGAUUUUGCACUGGUCCAAAUUUUAGAAUGCAGGUUUAAAAUACAUAUUUUGUGAUAAAAUGUGUACUUAAAUAUGAAUUUUCAGACAGAUUAAAAAAUAAUAAUGUAAAUAUGUAAUGGAACACAUGCAAAACUGGCAAGGACUGAAAAGAGAAUGGGCCAUUCAUCCUAGCAUGGCCACAAAGGAGUGAUUAGCGAACCUCAGGCUGAAAUGAUCUCUUGAAUGAUAUAAUAAUAAAUUAUAAUAAUAAUUUAUUAUUUGUACCCCGCCCAUCUGGCUGGGUUUCCCCAGCCACUCUGGGCGGCUUCCACAGAGACCAAAAAUACACUAAAAUGUCACACAUUAAAAACUCUUGAACCUAUGCUUUUGAAUGGAUAAGGACCCUGGCUCAUUGGUGCAGAGUUGAGUACAAUCCUCCUGGAGUUUUAUCUGGGAAAGAGUGACUACACAUGGCCUCACAAAACUUUCUCUGAUGACCUUCUCCUCUGACAGUAGCAAAUGGACAGAAGAGGAAGGAGAGAUUUGUAUCUGGUGUUUGAGGAGUACCGUUAAUGCACCAAGCUUUAAAUGAAUUACAGCCUAAAAACAGCAAGCAGAAGCAUUUUUCCCUGCUGUUUUGGACACUCUCCCAUCCCUGUGGUGAUGGAUGCUGUACCGCAAAACAAAUAUGCAAAGAAUUUGUUUGGUAUGCCUCAGAGUUCAUAUGUCUUCAUUGUACAUAGCCCAUAUUGUGUCAUGUCGUCCUUGAAAACUCUGCAAAGGAGCUUACAAUUAAAUUUGAGACUGUGAAGCUGAAACGCAACUGCCAGAUGCCAGAUGGCAUUUUGGAAGAGAAGGAUUUAUUCUAGUUCGACAGAGGAAAAAGGGGGAGGGAAAACUUUUUUUAAAAUUCUUGACAAAGUUUCUUUUAAGGUUUGUCAGACCGAGAACACGAGGAAGUGGGGAGUGGCAGAGGAGGAAGUGAGGUCACAAGAGGAUAGCGGUACUAUAUUAAUUCAAUUAAAAACUAUAUCCCACUUUUAUUUAUAAAAUAAACUCAAAAUAGAUUGCAAAAAUAGUAAAAUGUCUAAAUAGACAAUGGAAGUCAGAAUUCUUUCUCCUCACAGCAGCAUCCCCCCGUCCCCAAAAACUGAAACUAUUCUACUGAGGGUUAGUGAACCCUACUGAAUUUAUUUCUUUAGAUGAUUUAUAUGUCCAGGGUGGUUUACAGCAAAGCACCCAGAUCAAAAUCCAUAAAAACAGAAUAAUCCUUUAACAGCACAUAACAACUAAAUAGUGAAUAACAAGUAACUAAUAGCAGCAACAGCAGCAGCAAUCACAUCUCCCCUCCUCCAAAUGCCCACUGAAAAAGAUGAGUCAUAACUAGUCUCCUAAAACUAUAGAUGGAACCAAAUGCACAUUAGCAGUGUAUCAGGAGCCACCACUGAAAAGGCCCUUUUCAAGGCUAUCACACCAUGUAUCUCAUUCCACAGACAACCAGGUGGGUUUCAUCUGUUGAUCUUAGAGCAUAGACAGGUCGAGCCAAGCCAUUGGGGGCUUUAAAUGGGGUAGGCUGGAGCAUGGGGAGCGAGGGAGAAGAAAGAUCCCCCAAAAUCAGGCAGAAACAUUUACCCAUGUUGCUUCCACUCAAUUUUGUGGGAUUCUCCCUCAACCCUUACGGUUAUUUGAAUGUCAUUCAUUCAUCAGAUAAGAAGGUCCUGCAGCCACUGUACCUCCCAGCUUGUAGGUUUACUACUCUUUCACCUGCUCAGUGUAGUUUGUAGAACUCUAGUAUGUGCUUGAAAAAAACAAGAGAAGACAGGCUAAGCAACUGAUGGAGUAAUGGGGUCUCAGGUUGGCAUGAUGGGCCUUUCAAAGACACAUGGUCUCUCUCCAGAUGAAUACAUAUGAACUCUAGUAUGUCAGAAAUAAGUGUCCUACACAAGCCAAAGUCAUGAUGAGCCUUGCCCAUGAAUCUGUUUUCUAUCCAAUAAGUGCAUUUUAGAGUUACAAGCAUUAAUCACGCCUGCACUUAAAUUAGUUUAAGUGUUUUUGUCGCUACUGCUAAAACUAUUUUAUUUCAUCCUAAUGUAUCUCUUCCCCUUCACUCACCAACAAGCCAUUUGUGUUCAGAGGAAGAGGGAAAUGUCUCCUGGAUCCUUUUGUGUCCUCCAAUUUCAUUACAUUCUAGUUAGAUUUAAUGAGUAACAAAAAGGGGGGGAAAGGAAAGGAACGUAAAAAAGAAAGAAAGAAGCCCCUAAAAGGAUUCUUCAGGAAAGAUGAGGAUCAUCAAAUCAAAGCAAUUUAGCACAAUGUGACAAGAAAGAUUAGCCUUGCCUGAUGCUCAUCUUGGUUGAAAAUAAUUUAAAUAAAGCUAUAAAUCUUCCAGAGAUUAUACAACUUUUUGUGUCAGCUGGAAACUGCCUUCCAGAUUUUGUGCCUGAAAUUCAAAGUAUUAAAACUACUGUUCAUUUAUAAGUGACCUUUUGAGAGUUACUUUCCAAGUAGAGUAGUAUGCUAAUGGCAUGCUAUGUGCAAAUGUGUCUGUAUUAGAACUCCCUACAACAUUUUUGUUUUUUAGAAAAGCAACUUUAGGAGGGGUCAGUUUGGAGCAGAGAAGUGUGUGUGGGGGGGUGUUUAAUGCUUCAGCACAAGAGAGAUGGGUGGCUUCCACAUGAACUGGUGCUGCUUCCACAUGCAAGUUUUCCAGUGUUCACAUGUCACCAUCCUCUUCAAAAUACCCAGGAGGUUCCGGUUCUCUCUUAUGUUUUGUAUAUAUAAAGGUUCUGUGUGCCACUCUACGAUUCUAUGACUUUAUAUUAUUGUGAUUCUGGGAGACAGCAAAUCGCAAGGUACUUACUUUUGAGUAGACAUGCAUCAGAUUGUGAUGUGCCUUUUUAGUAUGAGUUGCAGGACAACCUAUCCGCACACAAUUUGUGUGGCUAAAGCCAUGCUCCUUUAAGCCCUUCUGUAUCAAUCUGGCUAGAUCUAAAGCAAGCAGACGCAUAAGCUAAAUGACACACAAAUAUUCUGCAGCUUUCACAACUUUGUUUUUGAUUUGCAAAUUACCCAGCUUGCCCGACUGACAUGGUGGACUAGACACAGAAAAACAGAUGAAAAAGACUUGGAGAGCCACACCUGCCCAAGCACAGAGAUGGUUUCCUCCAAGAGAGAGAAUGAUGUAGAUACUGUUCAGUCAGAGAAUGGAGAUUUAGUAUGUAAAGAGCAUGGAGGUAUGUUACCUGUUUUCUCCUGCCAGUUGUAUUUUUGUGUGUGUGCACAAUGUACAUAGAACAUCCAGGGUCCAUCAAAGCCAAUAGAUGACUAGAAAGCUUGCUCCAUAACCUUGUGUCCUCCACUUAGUAUAAGUGGUUUGCCAAACUAGACACGCCAUGGUAGAUAGGUGUAACUUUCUGCUCAUGUUAUAAUGUAUAGUACUUUUUCCUGAUUUUAUGGUUGUAUCUUUUUGUAAACUGCUUUGAGAGUUUUAACAUCAAGCAGUGUAUAAAUUUUAUGAAAUAAAUAGAGAGAAAUGUUCCUAGAAAUUAGCCGAAUCUAUUAGCAUCAUAGGUUUUGGUUUUUGCAGCAUGUGCCAAAUGCUACAAAAACUGAUCAUUGUAGCAUCCAAUAAGUUACAUUUUAUACCCCCCCCCCCAUGGCUGUUGUUCUUUAAGAGGCCUAUUUUGAAACAAUUUCCUUUCAUGUUUAACAUUUCUCCACUGAAAUGAGGGAAACCAAAGACUGGAAAGCUUAAUUGCACUUUUGGUCAGAGGAGUUACUCUUUUACAAGUGCACAGCACUGCAAUGUGAUCUUCUGGCAGGAAUUUGAGAGCAGAAAAAGGAAACCCAGUGGUUGCAACUUGAAAGUUGGAUGGAUGUAAAGUGUUGUGUUUAGCUGGGAUAAUCAUCAUUCAUUAUCACAAAAAGAUCUUGCAUAAAAUGUUUUAGUCAUUUUCAUACAGAAUGCGAGAGUCAGCUCAGUGAGGAGAUGCCACAAAUAUUUGUUUAGGAUUAAAGCCAUUCUCCUUGCCUCUCAGUCUAAUCCACAGCUAUAAUGGAGAACAACAACAAAGCAGCUUAAAAACCAAUAAAUGUAUUAUGACAUGAACUUCUGACAAAAUAGACUGCAAUCCACUAAAGUAUAAAUCAAAGCAUAAUAAAUUAGUUUGGUCACAUCCACACCAUACACUUAAAGCACAUUUAACAUGCAUUUAAGACACACUGAUUCUCACAAGGAACCCUGAGAACUGUGAUCUCUUAAGGGUGCUGGAAAUCCAAGCUCUGUGAGGAGUAAACUGCAGUUCCCAGGGUUCAUUGUGGGGGCGCCGUGUGCUUCAAACGUAUGGGGUUGUAUCCAGCACAGCUAAAAGUCACUUAGCAGUAUACUUGCUCCACUGGUGAAAUGUUUUGUACCAGUGGAACAUUGUUGCAAGAGAGAAUGCAUAAGCAAAUUUUUGUGCAAUCGGCUAUGCAAUCUGUUGCACUAGAUUCCUCUGCUGCACAACAUUUAAACUCACCCUUGCACUGGCAGACAGAGCAUUGGAUAAAGCCUGUGGCCUUUAAGGUGCCACAAGACUUUGUUGUUUUUGCUGUAGCACACAGCUACACUUCUGGAAAUUGUUGCAUAGCAAGUAAAAUGGGAUAAAGUUUACAAAGCCCCCUUCCCCCAAAUCCUUGGAUUUUCUAACUUGGCUGAAUUCCCACCCUUUGCUCAGAGCUGUUGGAUUUACCUUCAUCAAAGUGUUCCUUUUAAAGCUCAUUGUCCCAUAACUUUGUACAAGGAUGGGGAAACUGUGGUCAGGCACAUGCUGUCGGGCUCCAACUACCAUCAGCCCCAGACAUUAUGGCCAAUAGUCAGGGAUGAUGGGAGCAACAUCUGGAGGACCACAGGUUCCCUAGCCCUGCUUGGUGUCUAUGGAAUAACAGCUAUGCUAGCCCACAUUUUAAGUCCAGGCUUUUGAACUGAGAAAAAAGGCAGGGAAUCAGGAGACGGGGGCCCUAUUAUCCUCUGAAACUCCUUAUUGCGUGGACAGGCGGAGUCCCCAGAUCCCGCGCAGUCCCCCCGUCAUGUGGAAUAACGACUCAUGACAACGUGCUAUGGGAUUAAAUUGGCCACAACUUUAUUAAACUUCAAAUGUGGGUAGACCUUGGCUCAGGCAUUUGGCGUUCUCCCUCCCCAGUCCCCAGCCGGGGACCUAGGGAGCAUCAGGGUUAUCCAGUGUGGGGGGGGGGGAUGGGCCGGCUCUGGAGAACAUAUGUUCAAGCAGAGAUAGCCACCCCCGUUACGCUGCCGCCGCAGGGGAGAGCAAUGACGACCUUUCGGCGUAUGGUCAAAGCCUCCCUUCAGAAACCCCUUUAACGGGGAACCCUGGUAUCGCCGCCGCAAAGAGGAAGAUGGACUAAAGGAUUCCGCCCAAGGCCUGAUACCGCCAAAGUUGUGACGUUUUGCUACGGGAAAGGUGAAACCUGCCAAUGCAGGGAAAUUCCUUUCCGGCCCCUUAACAGCGACCUUAACGUAGCAGCGCCCACAUACCUGCGAAGAAAAAUUAACCUGCAAAACCUGUGAAGAAAAGUUAACCUGCAAAUAAGACAUUAACUGAGGGUGGGUAGGGUGGGAGAAGCUCUGGAGCCAAGUGAGGAUUCCCAGGUAAGAUCCUCCCUCUAUUGUGUGGGCAGGUAGGCAGGUGGGCAGGAGACCUGGCCUGGUCUCCUUAGCAACGCUUCCCCCAGGUGGGAUUGGACAACUGACUGAGGUAGGCGGAGACCUCCAGGUAUCCCACCUGAGGGAAGGCAAACCAAGCCUAUGCUGUUGGAGCCAGUCCAGAUCUAGGGGCUGCGCGUGUCCACGCAAAGGGCGCCCCCCGUUUUAAGCGGGGAGCGGUCAUUGUGGAGAGGUCCAAAGGAAACAGGUCUGGAAACCACUGAAAAACGAGGAGACCAGACUUUUAUCUGUGGGUCUGACAGGUAGUUUGAUUCACAUUCAAAGCAGCUGUUCAACCUAAUGUUGUUAAUUAUUUGUCACCUUUGUUUUCACAUGAAGUAAACUCAUCUGUCCUUGCAUCUGUUUGUAAACAGCUAUCCUGAAGAUGAGGUUAUUAGCACUGACGGCAAAGGAAAUGUAACAUCCUUCAUGCAAAAGCAUAAUGAGGCUCUCUGUGUGUGUGCUUAUGCCAUUUUAGUACCUCAAAGGGCUGUGCUUGGAAAAAUAAGUGGGAAUGAUAUAAGAUAUAAGGGUUUCCUUCUGUUUUAUAUCUGGUCUGUUCUACCAUGAGAGAUGAAGAGGUUCAACAGGUGAAGUGAAGCUUUCCCUAGCAGGCAGAUGUUGUUAAAGGCACAGGAACUGAGAAAGACAGGGCAACAAUGCUAUGAACACACAUGUCAUAUUAACCAACAGAUCUCAUUUGCUGGAGGGACUUCACAGAAGGAAAGCAGGACAACAAAGCAAGAGCCUCUGUACUUCACAGCCUAGCAUCCAGGAGCAAGGGCUUUACCUGUGUUCACUAAUAAGGUCCUUCCAACAGUGCAACCAAUAGUAUUGGUUCCCAUUCAUUGUGAAAUGUCCAUGGGAUCUAAAUGCUGCUUCCUGGUAGCCUCAAUAGUUAGGCUAUAGCAGUGAUGGCCAAACUUGGCCCUCCAGCUGUUUUUGGACUACAACUCCCAUCAUCCCUAACAGGACCAAUGGUCAGGACCAUUGGUCAGGGAUGAUGGGAAUUGUAGUCCCAAAACAGUUGGAGGGCCAAGUUUGGUCAUCAGUGGGCUAUAGUCUAGAAGUGGGAGCCAAUGCUGGAGUUCAAGUCACCUGGGGAUUGGGGUAGUACGUUGACCAGCAGUAUAAUGUCCUCUUGGCUCCAGUAACCAGUGCAGGAGCUAUGCUGUACUUCGGAGUUGGGGAACCUGUGUGAGUUCGUGACUCUGCCAUACUUUGUCUGUCUCUGUCAUAAAGUUACCUCAUCCUGCUAAAACUGUAAAAUACCAGUAGUGGUUCGUAUAAACACACAAAACAUUUUUAAAAACCCACACAUUUUCCUCAUUUCCCCCCCAUUCAGGAGUGAAGCAUCCUUGCUGGAAGAAAGUGUUUUUCUGGUUCUGUGGGAUUUCCACUGACCCCAAGCCCACUUUAACCAGAGAGGAGGAAGCGGUGCUUGAAAAGAAACUCACCAGCAUCAAGGAAGAGCCAAUGUGGAAGGCUGUUUGCAAUGCCAAUGCUGUAGCUCUCUUGGCUAUUAACAUCUUCUUAUGGGGAUACUUUGGAUGAGCCCAGGAUUGCCUUGCUCCAGUUAGAACAAGCACAGGCAUUAACCGGAAGCUACAAGUUGCAAUUCAUCCAGCCGUGGACCUACACUGUGGCUUUAGCUGGUCCCCUUCUCUCAGGCUCCACCCCUAUCAGUGAUACCUUGACCUACCUCAUUGGGUUGUUGUGAAGACACAUGAUAAAGUGAUUUACACACCACAAGUCUAAGAAAUAUGUAUUAUUAAUAGCUGUUACUUUCCUCCAAAGCUCCAUGCUUCUGAAAAUGGAAAUACAUUUUUAUUUAUACAGUC